This is a messenger RNA of Lactuca virosa, 324 nucleotides long. The record is from the annotation of a GenBank genome assembly. Lineage: Eukaryota; Viridiplantae; Streptophyta; Magnoliopsida; Asterales; Asteraceae.
AUGUCGCCUCUCGGCAUCACCUUCCAUCAUCUCCAACCAUCACCUCCAUCGUCUACAACCACCACCUUCAUCGUCUCCAACCAUCAUCUUCAUUGUCUCCAACCAUCAUCGCCUCAUAAGGAGUCAUUGAUGGUGUUGGAAGGGAGACCACCGGAGGUUGCGGGUUUCGCUGGGAAAUUGACGGGAAUAAGGAACAAUGAACAACGGGAGGAAGGGUUAGGUUUAGGGUGGAAGGAUUUUGACUUCGAUCGACAAAUCCAACUCAAAUUUCAACAAAACUAUCUGAAUUUAUCAAAGGUGUUGGUUCAGAUUGAAUUGAAUUGA